AUUGUCAAAGCGGAUUUCCUGGAAUCAGUCCGCUCCAGAAGACGUUAGUCACUCACAUCUAAGUGUUGAUUGGUUUAAUUCAAAAUCCUGUCGUCCAAUAGUCGAGCAACCUUUGCGCGGACUCUUCUCAAACCCACCAAUCAAAGCUGUUUCAUCCAAAUAAAAACGCGCGGUCGCUGAAAUGCGUCUAUACAUUAUAGUUACAGGAUGGCAAGGACGAAGCAGACCGCUCGAAAGUCCACCGGCGGCAAAGCCCCCAGGAAACAGCUGGCUACGAAGGCUGCCCGUAAAAGCGCUCCGGCCACUGGCGGUGUUAAAAAGCCUCAUCGCUACAGGCCCGGUACCGUUGCCCUCCGCGAGAUCCGUCGUUACCAGAAGUCCACCGAGCUGUUGAUCCGCAAGCUGCCCUUCCAGCGGUUGGUCAGGGAAAUUGCUCAGGACUUCAAGACAGAUCUACGCUUUCAGAGCUCGGCUGUCAUGGCGCUUCAAGAGUCCAGCGAGGCUUACCUUGUCGGUUUGUUCGAGGACACUAAUCUGUGCGCCAUCCACGCGAAAAGGGUCACCAUCAUGCCAAAAGACAUCCAGCUGGCUCGUCGCAUCCGUGGAGAGAGGGCUUAAGCUUUCAUUUCGCACACACAAAGGCUCUUUUAAGAGCCACCAUAUUUUCAACUAAAGUGUUUAUUUCUAUUUCUUUACAAAGAAAUGUCACAACUACCAUAUUCGCACAUAAACCUCUGCUGGUACGUUAUUAUAAUAAAGUUGAGAAAUAUGAAGCGGCAUGUUAUUCACACAACUACCACACAUUUACUGAAACGGCAAAACAAUCCCUCAUUAAACGACGAAUACUUCACUGACUCAAAUUCUUAGUUGCUAUAUUUUGCUGCCUAUUUGUAAAUUACAUCAAUUAUCUGAGAAGGUAAUCUCCCCGCGAGUGUGGCGACCGUGCUGGAACCUAUCCCAGCCGAUUUAGGGGUAGGCGGGGUACACCCUGAUCUGUUUGGCAGCCAAUCGUGGGGCACACAGCCAAAUAGCCAUUCACACUCACAAUCACGGCUAAGGACAAUAUAGAGUGGUCAGUUAACCUAGCGCACGUGGAAACGUGGGAAGAAAUCGCAGUAACCCACAGGCAACAAACAGAACAAACUCGACGCAGCAAGGCCAGGACCCGGGAUCGAGCGCAUGACCUUUGUACUGUGAGGCAGACGCGCACCUAGUCGGUACCGUGCCACCUUUAAAACUCCAUAACGUGUUCUCCUUUUCUUCUUGCUUGAAUUCAAAUGUUUAAAAAUUCCUUUUUUAUUUUCUCAAGUCCUGCUCUUGUAUUUUUUUUGAUCGUGUACACUUUGUUGGUUGCUUCUAUUUUGGCCGUGUUGUGAUUGUAGAUUGGCUGUUCUUGAAGUUCGUGAGGUUGUGAGUCACAGCCCACCUCGAACCUUUACAGUAGGUUUCUACAAAGUAGAGCAUGAGUGAGGCUUUUUCAGUGAUCCAUCGUUUACAUUAACAUAUACAUCUAUAUUUUUUUUAUUGUG
This is a messenger RNA of Hippocampus comes (tiger tail seahorse), 1529 nucleotides long. RefSeq names its product histone H3-like. Gene Ontology annotation, cellular component: nucleosome. Bases 208 to 618 code for a protein of 136 amino acids. The transcript has a single exon. NCBI's taxonomy places the organism in Eukaryota, Metazoa, Chordata, Actinopteri, Syngnathiformes, Syngnathidae. Gene Ontology annotation, molecular function: structural constituent of chromatin; protein heterodimerization activity; DNA binding. The record is from RefSeq and is a predicted model, not a curated record.